This is a messenger RNA of Pantherophis guttatus, 432 nucleotides long. The record is from RefSeq and is a predicted model, not a curated record. NCBI's taxonomy places the organism in Eukaryota, Metazoa, Chordata, Lepidosauria, Squamata, Colubridae.
CAGCCCGAGUGUGGGGCAGACGGCUUCAUCAUGUCUUCUGGAGGUCUUCUUCUCCUGCUGGGAUUCCUCAGCCUCUGGGCAGAGCUGACCCCUGUCUCCGGCCAGGACCGUCCAAUGUUUUGUUAUCUUCCUCCUGAGACCGGAAUAUGUAGAGCCAAUGUACCUGCCUUCUACUACAACCCAGCUUCAAAGGAAUGUCAAGAAUUUGCUUAUGGUGGUUGUGGGGGCAAUGCCAACAGGUUUGAGACCAAAGAUGACUGCAAGUACGCCUGUGCAUAAUCCCCAACGAGGAGAUCCACCAGAAUUGGAUCCAGUGUUCCAACUUGACCCAAAGAUCCUUCUUCUGUCUUGGACCACCCUGGAGACCCUCCCCCCAAACCCCACCCUGGGCUCAUUCCUUUUUCUCUGCAAUAAAGCUUUGGUUCCAGCUGC